Molecule: messenger RNA, 441 nt
Organism: Capsella rubella
Lineage: Eukaryota; Viridiplantae; Streptophyta; Magnoliopsida; Brassicales; Brassicaceae
Exons: 2
Coding region: 1-441 (146 amino acids)
Molecular function (GO): zinc ion binding
Source: RefSeq, a predicted model, not a curated record
AUGAGCGACUACUCGUCGAGUUCGUAUCGUUCGGCACAUGGUGCUUACCCUCCAGAUCUUCCGACGAAUUGCAGAUGUUGGUGUGGUAACGAUAUCAUCACAUACAUAUCGAAGACAAAGGAAAACCCUUACCGUAUCUUCUAUAGAUGCUCGAUUGCUUUGAAGAGGCCGAAUGAAUCACAUUUCUUCAAAUGGGUUGAUGAGGCAUCGUUAGAAGAAAUUAAGAUGGUCGACGAAAAGGUAAAAAGAAUUGAAGAAGAUGUGACGGACUUAAGGCAUAAUGUUCAGCAAAAUUUAUAUCUCCAAAAAGAAAUGGGUAAGAAGCUCGAGGAAAAAUUGACGAAGAAGAUUGAGGAUGAUAUGGGUAAGACAGCUUUUAAGACAAUUUGUCUACUCUCUGUAAUAGGAAUCGCAAUUGUAUGGCUGUGGGAGAUAAUGUAA